Messenger RNA from Sungouiella intermedia, 1095 nucleotides. The record is from the annotation of a GenBank genome assembly. NCBI's taxonomy places the organism in Eukaryota, Fungi, Ascomycota, Pichiomycetes, Serinales, Metschnikowiaceae.
AUGGAUAUUGUCUUGGAAAUCGCCGACACCUUCCUUCUUGACCGGUUCUACGCGGCCGCAUUCCCCAAGGAUGGCAAAUUCGCCAAUUUUGUCCAGAAUACUUUCCUCACUUCCAUCAAUAAUGGAACCGCCGUAGCUAGUCCCUCGUGGCCAGCACCAGUGACCUAUUUGGCCAGCGUGGCUUCCAAAUGGCAGAACAAGAACGAAAUAUACGGCCUGGUGCCACCACUUUACUUCGAGCUCUCUCAGUAUGCUGACUCCUCGUUUCUUUCCAGAGGUAACUUGUUGAGAGAAAGUUUGUCUAUUCUCGCAAUCACCAUUCUCUUUGGCUGGACUUUGUACUUUGUCGUGGCCACCUUGUCUUACUACUUUGUUUUCGACACCAAGAUAUUCAACCAUCCAAGAUACUUGAAGAACCAGGUGGCGCUUGAGAUCUGGCAAGCUUUCACAUCGAUUCCGGUGAUGGUGAUGCUUACCGCUCCAUUUUUCCUUUUGGAAUUAAAUGGCUACUCCAGAUUGUACUAUAAUGUCAACAAGCUGACAGGCGGAUGGACUGCUGUCGCUUACCAAAUUCCUCAGUUCAUUCUCUUCACCGAUUGUGGAAUCUACUUCAUCCACCGGUGGUUACACUGGCCCUCCGUGUACAAGAAGUUGCACAAGCCCCACCAUAAGUGGAUCGUGUGUACUCCAUUUGCUUCACAUGCAUUCCACCCAGUGGACGGAUGGGCACAGUCGUUGCCAUACCACCUUUUCCCCUUGGUCUUCCCAUUGCACAAGGUGUCGUAUUUGUUUUUGUUCGUUUUCGUCAACUUUUGGACAGUGAUGAUCCACGAUGGUAACUACAUGUCCAACGACCCCGUGGUGAACGGAACUGCUUGCCACACCGUGCACCACUUGUACUUCAACUACAACUACGGCCAGUUCACCACGUUGUGGGACCGUUUGGGCAAUUCCUACCGUAGACCAGAUGACUCGUUGUUUGCACGGAACACCGAUAAAUCCACCGAUGAGAAAGUGUGGAAGGACCAGACACAGAAGAUGGAAGUGAUCAGAGGAGAGCUUGAGGGUAAGAACGAUGAUAGAGUCUACAUUUAG